Tribolium madens (black flour beetle) is the source of this 2202-nucleotide messenger RNA. Its product is annotated as sodium-independent sulfate anion transporter-like. Gene Ontology annotation, biological process: transmembrane transport. Lineage: Eukaryota; Metazoa; Arthropoda; Insecta; Coleoptera; Tenebrionidae. Gene Ontology annotation, cellular component: membrane. Bases 295 to 2118 code for a protein of 607 amino acids. The transcript has 8 exons. Gene Ontology annotation, molecular function: sulfate transmembrane transporter activity. The record is from RefSeq and is a predicted model, not a curated record.
UUGAUACUAAACACGGUUUUUCAUCGCGUUUAAUUAGCUUUGACGGGCGAUUUCUCUGUUUUUGACAAAAUUUUGCUUUUUUUUUGUCAAAAUUUGACAAAACACCACUCGUUGCUAUGGUUAUGGUCCGUUGCUACACCAUUUUUUACACGUUGCCAUGGUUAUGCCCUAUUUUCCUCAAAUUGCUAUGCUAACGAAUUGUCAAGUACUGCUUGUUUUUGACAAUGAGUAAGGUCAUUGCUCUGACCGGAUUUUCAUCCGGUGAAAGUCUUUCACUUUUCCUCCGGUGCCCCCAUGUCCGUUAGUGCGUGGCUAAAGUCAGUGGCGGUGCGUCGGGUGCCCAUCUUGGGGUGGGCCCCCCAGUACUCCACCGAGAAGUUAGUGAGUGACGCCAUCGCAGGAAUCACAGUUGGCUUGACUGUCAUGCCACAGGCCUUGGCAUAUGCCACUUUGGCCGGUUUGGAGCCACAAUACGGAUUGUACUCAGCGUUUGUCGGUUGUUUUGUUUACACGAUUUUUGGUACUUGUAAAGAUAUUACGAUAGGGCCGACGGCCCUUAUGGCCCUCAUGACGUACCAACAGAUCAUUGGUCGCAACACAGAUUACGCGAUUCUGCUUUGUUUUCUGUGUGGGGUACUACAACUCGUCAUGGCCAUCUUGCAUUUAGGUGUUCUCAUCGAUUUUAUUUCUAUACCGGUGACAGUCGGUUUCACUUCAGCCACAUCUGUGAUAAUCAUGACAUCGCAAAUUAAAAGUUUGUUAGGUUUGAAAAUUUCAUCGUCGGGGUUUUUGGAUACCAUCACCAAAGUUGUCAAAAAUAUACACCACACUAGAAUCGCAGAUUUGACACUAGGAGUGGUGUGCAUCGCCGUCUUGAUGCUUCUCAGGAAACUUAAAGACUACAAACUUUCGAAAAAGCAGCGAACUUUUUCGAAAGCCCUUUGGUUGAUCUCAACAUCGCGUAACGCCCUUGUGGUCAUCGUAUGCUCGACUGUGGCCUAUUUUUACGAAAUCCGGGGUCCGGGCUCGCCCUUUCGACUCACGGGAACGGUGCGUCCCGGACUCCCGGAUUUCCGGCCGCCCCCUUUUGCAACGACUUUGAAUAAUCGGACAAUCGGUUUCGGCGAAAUGGUCUCCGAUUUGGGGACUUCUGUGGUCUUAGUGCCCAUAAUUGGCGUCUUGGGCAACGUCGCCAUAGCAAAAGCGUUCGCCAGCGGACAGAUGAUUGAUGCGACCCAAGAACUGAUGACCUUGUCGAUGUGUAACGUUUUCGGAUCGUUUUUCUCAUCGAUGCCGGUUACGGGAUCGUUUUCAAGGUCGGCGGUGAAUCACGCCAGUGGCGUACGUACCCCCUUGGGAGGGGUUUACACCGGGAUUAUGGUCCUCCUAGCGUUGGGAUUUUUAACACCGUAUUUUGCUUUCAUCCCAAAGGCUUCGUUGGCGGCCGUGAUCAUCAGCGCUGUCAUUUUUAUGAUCGAAUACGAAGUGGUCAAACCCAUGUGGAGGAGUAGUAAGAAGGAUCUAGUGGCCACGUGUGCCACUUUUGUCUUUUGUUUAGCCAUUGGCGUCGAAUAUGGGAUUCUUGUAGGGGUAGGGAUUAAUAUUAUGUUCCUUUUGUAUCCCUCGGCGCGGCCUACUGUGCACGUGGACAAAGUCAAAACUCGGAUUAACGGAAUUGAGUACAUUAUGAUAACUCCAGGAAACAGUCUUUACUUCCCUGCUGUUGAUUUCAUUAAAACAAGCAUCGGGAAUGCUGGGAUUAGUUCCAAACAUUUGCCGGUGGUUAUCGACUGCCGUUUCAUCCUCGCGGCUGAUUUUACAGCAGCUAAAGGGAUUUCAGCUCUCAUAAACGAAUUUUUGAUACGACGACAGCCUCUCUACUUUUUACACACAAGGGAGGAAGUCGUGUCGUUAUUUCGCGGCGUUUUUGACAACGAUUUCAAGUAUUUUACGACACGUGAAGAGUUGGAAUCGAUUUUGGAGGAGAAAUGCAAGGAAAUUGACAAUGAGGAAACUCACUUAUUAAAUAACCAUAACCAGUGGCGUCACAGUUUGGUGGAAAUGACUGAAAUACCUUGUGAAGACUCAAAUAUUAACCAACGAAAAAUAACAAAAUGAAUCAUGACUUUUCUCGUAUUAUUUAAUAUCUAUUUAUAAGUGUAUAUAAAACAGCAAAAGCCAAAUAAAACUCAUUUAUCUUAA